UUUAGCAACAAAAUUUUCCACCAUGCCUGAAUCUGCAUCUAAGAACAAGAUCAUGUAUCCAACAGUUCGUCAUUGGCUGAAGCCACAUAGGAAUUACUUGGCUCUAUUUACAGCUGCACAACAUGUGAUUAAGAUCAGAUUAGGCAAAGUAAUCCAGGGUUUAUUAAAUCCUUAAUCAUGAUUACGUAGCCAAAGAUGUGAUAAAGUUCCUCACUUUUCCCCCAACUUUAUACCCUUCCAUUAGUAUUAAACGCACAUCUCCAUACACCACUUGACUUGACCCCCUUGAAACCCUACAAAAUGCUGGAUAGGCAUUUUGCACAUCCCCAUACCCAUACCCUCUAUUUUCCAUACAAAAAGAAGGGAAUUUAAACCCAACAGCUUCCCAACAGGUCUUCAUACUAUUCUCGAUCAAAAUCACUUAACUUCAUAGUUCUGAUGGGAUCCGGUGAGUUGGUGCGAUUGCUUCCGUUCCUGUACUCUGAGCUGGGUGUGUCACCUUUCUUAUGUGCAUAAUUGAGAGAAGAAUUCUGGUCGUUUUUUACUCUUCUCUGGGCUCUUGACAAGUAUGAGUUUUAGUGACGAAUCCGUAAGUCCGUCAAGCUGUUCUUCGAUCCACUCAGCCAGGAGGCCCAGGACCAGCUAAAAAAGGGUUCUCUGAUUCGGAUAACAUCCACUCACAUAAACAAAAGAAAAAUAUGCUCUUUCCAUGUCCUUUUCUAGCUGGAAUCUUCACAACAGUUCGGUGACUUAAACAACAACAAAAACCCUUUCCUGUUCUUCCCAAAAAUCCCUCCACUUCCUCUGGUCUUUUUACUUUCUUCCAUUUCUUCAACCAUGCAUCGACAUCUCCUCGGAACAGCGCUGAACACGGCGGCGCGGUCGUCCAAUGGGAACAGAACCGCCGAUUCUUACAUUAACGAGGCCAACUUCGACACCAACAUGGUGAUCAUAUUGGCAGCCUUGCUGUGUGCUCUGAUAUGCGCACUUGGUCUCAACUCGAUCGUCCGCUGCGCCCUCCGCUGCAGCCAUAGGUUCGCUCUCGAGACGCCAGAGCAGGCGGCAGCGCGGUUGGCCGCCACCGGCUUGAAGAAGAGCCAUUUGAGGCAAAUCCCAAUUGCGGUGUACGGUUCCGGCGUGAAUAUUCCGGCCACCGAAUGCCCAAUCUGUCUUACGGAGUUCGAAGACGGAGAAAAAGUUCGAGUCUUGCCGAAAUGCAAUCACGGAUUCCAUGUGAGGUGCAUAGACACGUGGUUUCUGUCGCACUCCUCGUGUCCGAAUUGUCGGCACUCGCUGCUGAGUACGAGUUCCACUGCCCCCGCCGCCGCAGCUGCCGUUGCUGCAGAUUCAAGUGGAGAAGCUGCGGCGGCGGAGGAGUCACCGGCAGCGGCCAAUGAGUCCAGCCAGCAAGGUGGCAGAGUAGUGGUAGUGGUCGAGCAGGGUAGUUAAUUUUGCCAAUUGGCCAAAAGUCACAAAAUUUUAUUGUUUUAUGAAAUUCUUGAUCUAAUUUUGUGGAGGCCAAUUAGCAAUUAGGGAAUGAUGGGAGUUUUUACUUUUAUUUAUUUUGUAGAUUAUAUAUUAUAUGGAGCAGUAUGAGAUCAGAUCACUACGAUGAACAAUGUCUUCUGGUGUACUUCGCUGGUCAGAUGUAUAUUUCAGUAGAUAAUUAAUCAAAAAUCAAAUGAAAACCAA
Pyrus x bretschneideri (Chinese white pear) is the source of this 1692-nucleotide messenger RNA. Its product is annotated as RING-H2 finger protein ATL74. Gene Ontology annotation, molecular function: transferase activity. NCBI's taxonomy places the organism in Eukaryota, Viridiplantae, Streptophyta, Magnoliopsida, Rosales, Rosaceae. Gene Ontology annotation, biological process: protein ubiquitination. The record is from RefSeq and is a predicted model, not a curated record.